GGGUUUAAACCCGGUGCUUUGGUAAAAACCCAAUAAACACCCAUAAACUCCCAUAAUCACCCAAAAAAAUAGGUUUUUACGUAUUUUUUUGAAAAUAUGUAAGUAAUACCAAUAAAUUAUUUUUAUAAAUUGUAUUGAUCAAUUCUACAAUAUUAAAUAAAACGUUAACUAAUAAUAUUUCAGGAAAUUUUAAAAAUCUAUAUAUAAUAAAAUGAAAGUAAUUAAUUUUCAGUGUUUUCAUGUUGCAGUUGAUCAACAUGUUGGCCUUUUGCUUCCCGUAGAUACUUUAAAAUUUCUUCAUAACACCUCGUUCGCACACAUGGCCGUAUAUAUUUAAAUUCUUGAGCCACUAACAGUCCGAAAUACUCAUUUCUUUUAUCCUCUUCUCCAUAAAUUAAGCAUUUAGAACAGUUUGUUUCUUCUUUCAGUAAAUUUUCUUUUACUUUAUCCUCGUUUUUUUCUUUGUUGCGACGACGCUGGGUAAAUCAUCUGGACACUGGGUCUCACUAUCGCCAAAUAUAUUUGGAGAUCGGCUUCGGCUACGGCUUGGCAGACAUUUUUUUCUUUCUACAAUUUUAAAUUAAAUUUAUUAGAAUAAAUGCUUCGAACACACGCGAUCUAAGUACCUUUUGUGUUUAUUAUACCUUACCUACCUAGGUAUAAAAAGAGUACUUACGUAGAUUUUCUUUUAUUAACUGUUUUAUACGAAGAUCUUGAUCUCUCAAAUUAGCAUCCAUUUUACUUCCAGUGAUUAUCAACUAAAUUAAUAAUCCACAAAGUAUUAAAUAACGUUUUUAUGAAAUAUUUAGCACAAAAACAAUACCCUUUAAAUAUCGAUCGUCAGUAACUGUGGCUGACUUACCUAUAUUCUAGCAAGCAGGACUGCCAGAUGUGAAGGGGAAAUCCCCAAUAAAUUGUUGCAUGUGACUGAUGAUGUGAGCAUGUUCGUUUCAUAAUAAAAAUGUUGCCAGGUAACCAAAAAGUCGUAUGUUUUUGUGCGAAUUACGAUCAUAAUCUUUACGAUCGUACAUUAAAAAAUAGACAAAUAAUAGUAUGAGUACGAUUUAAAUCGUAUAUCUGUCAACCCUGCUAGCAAGACAGCGACAAAAUCACGUUGCAUAACAAUGUAGCCCAAGCUUAUAUCUUAUGAAAUAUACGGAAGAGAUACGGACUUAGAAAAAACAGAAAUGUUGUUCUUUGUGGAAGUCAUUGAUGAAAUUCUAUGUAUUUUAGCCCGCAAACUUUCUUCAAACAAAAACAGCGCCAUCUAGUAUCGAGUUCUGUAAUUAUCUCUUUGUUUAUGGAUUUGAAGUAAGACCGCCACGCAUGCAAUACAUUAUGACUGGGGAUUCCCCUAUUCGUCGACGCUGAAUAUGAGGCGACGACAAUCACUGUCAAACGUGUUCACUAUUACUCUGACUCUGGUAACGUGACUUCCUGGUAACGUGUUAGGUAGGAAAAGCAGUAAAAAAGUGCAUAUUAAGGGAGCAGAUUUGAAAUAAUAUUUAUACUUAACAAGAAAUAAUUAAAGGUUCAAUGGGGAGACCUAAAGAUUUACGCAUAUGGGAGCACUACCGUACUUUACCAAACAAGUCUGUUUCUUGCAAGCUUUGUAAUAAGGUCUACAAAUUCAGUAAUGCUGCCAAAAUGCUUCAACAUCUUAUCACUUGUCCAAAAUCUCCAGAAACAUUAAAAGACUCUAUGAAACUUAUAAAAGAUAGCUCGUCCAAAACCAAAAUGUCUGGACUGUCAGAGAUAGAGACAAAUGAUUCUUUUAUAAGCCCCUCGUCGUCUGCUAACACUACAAUAAAUGCUGAGUUUCAAGACACCGAUGAUCAUAUAAAAACAGAAUUAGCGAGAGCUAUAUUUGUAACAGGGACGCCAUUAUCGAUGGUGCAACAUCCUUUAUGGAUACAAUUUUUCGAAAAAUUGCAACCAAAAUUUAAAAUACCUUCACGUAAAGCUUUAGCGACAAAAUACUUAGAUAAAAUAUAUAGAGAAAUGCGUUUUGAGUUAAAUGAGGAACUAAAUGCUUGUAGUUACUUACACCUUCAGUGCGAUGGCUGGUCUAAUUUAAGAAAUGAAGGAAUAAUAAACUUUCUUAUAUCAAAACCUCAACCUGCAUACGUUAAAAGUUUGAAUACAGAAAGUAAUCCUCACACUAGUGAAUACCUUAGCCAAGAAGUUGAAAAAGUAAUGAAAGUGUAUGGAGCAAAUAAGUUUCUUGUACUUAUUGGCGAUAACGCUAGAAAUAUACAAAAGGCAUUCGAAUUAACAAAACUCAAAUAUCCACAUGUUGUUCCUCUCGGUUGCUGUGCACAUAUCCUUAACUUGUUGUGCCAAGAUAUUGUAAAGAUACAAGAAGUAACUGUGUUUAUUAUGCAAGCCAUAAAUAUAAUAAAAACUGUUAAAAGGAGUCAACGAUUAAGUUCCUUGUUGAUAAAAUCAAGGCAGGGUGAAGAUUCUACACAAACACUAAAAUUGCCUUGUGCUACAAGAUGGGGAAGUCAUGUUACUUCGUUAAAAAGUUUGAAAGCAAAUAAGAUAGCUUUGCAAAUAUUAACAGUUAGAGAAGAUGUGGUAAUUUCAAGAGAUAUUAAAGAUUUAAUUCUAAGUGAUGAUUUCUGGACGAAGACAGGGGAAUGUAUAAGUAUUUUGGAACCAGUCACUGAAAGCAUAUUUUACUUAGAGAGCGACCAGAAUCGUUUGCAUCGCACAUACAUUACAUUUAGAGAUGUACAAGCUAAGAUACGUUUUGCAUUAAAUGAGAUUUCGACAUUGAGCGAAGAAAGCAAACAGCAGAUUCUAACAUCAGUAUCUUCAAGAUGCAAUAUGGCAAUGAGGCCAAUACAUUUUGCAGCAUAUAUUCUAGACCCCAGGACUCUAGGAGUCGAACUUACUCAAGAGGAAGAACUUAAGGGUAUGGAGUUUAUCUACAAUUUAAGCCAACACUUAAGUUUGUCAAAUGUAAUGGCAGAUUUGGCGUGUUAUAAAGCUAAAGAAAACUUUUGGGCCAGAGGAUUUGUAUGGAGCUCAUUAGAUAGCAUUGAGCCCCUAAUAUGGUGGAAAGGUAUUUGUGGUUCCACUGAGUUAAGCAAAGUAGCGAUUCGUAUUCUAUCAGCUCCCUGUACUUCGGCAGCCACUGAGCGUUCCUUUAGUAUCCAAGGCUACAUACAUAAUAACAAAAGAAAUCGACUUACAACUGAAAGAACUGAAAAAAUUUCAUUCAUUUGUUAUAACUGGAAUCUUAAACAUAAAGCUGAAUGCGAGGACAUUCAGUUUAAUGAAAAAUACCUUAGAAGCUUUCAUUGAGCAAGUAAAUGAACAUAACAGUUUAGACGAAAUAGAGCCUAUCGAACCUAUACAAUUCAUCGCUUGUAAUAACUCUGAAUCUGACAGUGAUUGACUGUAGUUUUACAUUUUACUUUCAUCUCUUUCUUAAUAAACUCAAAAUCAAAUUAAAAGUUUUUUAUUCUGUAGGCUGCAUAAUAAUAUUGUCUAUGUCCAGUAUAGUGGACGUCUUGCGGCUGAGAUGACGAUGAUGAAGUACAAAAUCAUAAACACCCAAAAAUUUGGGUGUUUAUGGGGUUUAAACCCAAUAAACCCAAAACACCCGGUUUUUACCCACCAGACUUUAAACCCACCCAGGUGGAUUGCCCAUCUCUAUAGCUA
Messenger RNA from Galleria mellonella (greater wax moth), 3672 nucleotides. RefSeq lists its product as uncharacterized. The coding region runs from base 1537 to 3312 and encodes 591 amino acids. Lineage: Eukaryota; Metazoa; Arthropoda; Insecta; Lepidoptera; Pyralidae. Gene Ontology annotation, molecular function: protein dimerization activity; DNA binding. The record is from RefSeq and is a predicted model, not a curated record. The transcript is spliced from 2 exons.